Messenger RNA from Erpetoichthys calabaricus (reedfish), 2881 nucleotides. Its product is annotated as meiosis-specific nuclear structural protein 1-like. Gene Ontology annotation, biological process: cilium organization. Gene Ontology annotation, cellular component: motile cilium. The transcript has a single exon. The record is from RefSeq and is a predicted model, not a curated record. Bases 850 to 2409 code for a protein of 519 amino acids. Lineage: Eukaryota; Metazoa; Chordata; Cladistia; Polypteriformes; Polypteridae.
UGGACCAAGAUCAAACCAGAACAGUGUGAGAAACUAGUAAUGUCCUGCGGGCACAGAUGUGCUGACGUCAUUCAAAGCAAGGGCCUCUAUACUUCCUACUUAUAAUUGAAAGCUGUAGCCCUCCAAAAAAUUUAAUUGUAAUCUACUUUUGUGCUACAUUGGUUACUGUUCUCUAAUUUUGAGCACUGUGUUUUCCACAAAAUAAAUGUGCCUAGAUUAUUUUGUAAAACAUGCUAGUAGAACAGUGAUAUACCCACAGCUAAUAUUCCUUCAGAUCUUGAGCAAUGAAGAUUAACAAUAUUUCACAAAAAGCAAGUGUGCCUAAAUUGUUCUCUAAUUUUGACCAUCCCUGUAGAUUAAUUGGCAACUACCAAAUGGCCUGAUAUGGUUGGUUCUGAGUUGGUUUCUGCUUUACUCUAAAUUAUCCCAGUUAACUGGGAAUAUUGUUAGAAUAAAUAAGAGAAGUUGGAUAGAUGGAUGAGCACUGCAAACCAACCUAAUGUGAAGUGUGCUGUAUGUAAAUAAACUGUGAAGAACAUUGCUAACAAAUCAAAUUACAAUGUGACGUGAUUAGCACUUGUAGCAUACUCUGUAUGUGACAAUAAUGAUCCUAUAAACUUGUAAACCAACAAACCUAUCAAUGACCUUAUUUCAUUGUCAGAAGCAAGCCUGGGACCUGUUUGUCUCUCCACCCCCUCAUUUACCACUGUCUCUGCAUCAAAGCUCGCACAUUAUGACAACACCACUUCUAUUAUCGUGAGACUUUGUCUAAUUACUAUAAACACACAUCACAUUUUGCUUCAAGUCAGUCAGUCAGCUCUUGAUAGAUGACAGCACCCUGACAGCUUAAUGGAGUCUCCAGGGAAAAAUCUCCUUUCCUUUCGAUCGCCAAGGACAAUGACAGCAAUACAACAGCAGCAUUACGUGACCAGCCGGCUACAAGAAAAUUUGACCCGGAGAGAGAGAAACCAGCAGUUUAAUCGGGAUAACCUGACACGCUACCUCAGGGAAGACAAGAUAUUGGAAGCCAGUAUGGUUUGUGCAGAUCGUGUUGAAAACAGACGACACCUGAGGAAACUGAAUAACGAGUACUAUGAGAGGAAUUUAGAGAAUGCCAUUGAGAUGGAAGAAAACGAAAAAGAGAUCAAAAGAAAACAAAUUGAAAAAGAUGAACUGAUAGCUAAAGAACACAUAAGAAUAGAAAAUGAAAUUCUAAAAGAUGAAAAAAUUAGACAACAAGCAAGGGAGAACAGUGAAGAGAUCCGUGAACUGGAACUAAAGCUGAAAUGUGCCUAUGUGUUCAAAGAAAGAGCAGAACAAAUGGCAAAAGCCAAAGCCAUGAAAUGUGAGCAACUGAAGCAUGAAGCUGAAAUGGCCAAGAAAAUGAAAUGCGAGUUUGAAAGAGAAACAGAAAAGGCGAAGAAGCAGCUAGAAGAGAAGCAAUUUGAAGAGAUGAUGAAGUAUCAGGAAGGCCUAGAGAUACAGCUGGAAGAAGACGAGAAGAAGAGGCAAGAUCAGUUGGAGGAAUUUUUGAAAGAGAAGAUGAUGGUUGAUGAAAUUGUUAGAAAGAUCUAUGCAGAAGAUCAAGAAGAAAGGCGCAAAAAAUUGGAAAAAAUGAAGACCGCCUGGCAGGAUAUAGAUGACUUUGCUCAACAACAAGCAGUGUGGAGACGUAGGGAACUUGAAAAAAUGGAAGAGGAAAACAAGCAAAUAAUAGAAUUCAUGAAGUUAAAGCAACACAGAGAAGAGACCAGAAAGGCCCAAAAGAACGAAAGAAGCGAAAGAAAGCAAGUUUUGCAGCAACAGAUUGCCCAACAACUUAAAGCAGAACAGGAACAACGUGAACAAGAAGAGCAAUUCAUCCUGGACUUGUGCCAUCAUGAAAAAGAUGAGGCUGAAAGGCAGAAAGAAAUUCAAGACAUGGAGAACAGAAUUCGCAAGCGCCUUGAGCUGAAGCAGAUAUUCCGUGAUCAAUUAGAUUUUAAGAAACUGAGGAAGCAGGCUGAAAAAGAGGAAGAAGAUGAAUGCAGACGGCAGUGGAUGGCUAAAUUUGCAGAAGAGGACCGUAUUGAGCAAAUGAAUGCCCAAAAGCGGCGAAUGAAACAGUUAGAGCAUCGCAGAAUCAUUGAGAAGAUUCUGGAAGAACGAAGACAUAGACUUUUGACAAUCAAAGAGCGAGAAAAAGAGGAGUAUAAAAGUGAACUCAAGUGGGAAGCUGACCGCCUUCAAAUCAUUGAGGAAGAAAGACAGACUCUCCUUAAACAGCAUGCCACUAAACUUCUGGGAUUCCUUCCUAGCGGUAUAUUCAAAGGAAAGGAAGAUCUGGAGUUGUUUGAUGAAGAUUUUCAGAAGAAUUUCCUGAAGAAAGACCUGGAGACAAUUUUGCAUGCGGCUGGAGACAACAAAUAAACUUUACUUACAUUAAAAAGGAUUUAGAUGUUUAAAUGAGUUCUGCAGUUGUGUAAGCACACACACGGCAUCUUAGUUUUGGGGAAUAUGUAGGGUGUGUGGAAGUAAUUACACCCAUUACAAAAGUUUAUGUAAUAAAAUGUAGACUUUAUAAAUUAAAUCCUUCUCUUUUUUCAGUUUGUAAUCCAGAUCAUUACCAUCAGUUUUAAACAAUCGCAGCAAAACUUGUAUGUGGAAUUUUGGGCUUCACACAAUUUCAUAAAGAAAGAGUGACGACAUCUGGAAUUUUACUUCAAUGUCGCAGCAGCACUGGCUGUGAUGUGAUAACUGUGCUGAGCGGCACAUUUAUGUUCUGGUAAGGCAAGUCAUUAUUUAGUGCCAAUGUUUUUACUUUCACACCAUAUAUUUUAAAUAGCAAUGUCAUCUUUAAAAUUGAUCAUGAAUGUGGAAUAUUAGUGUAUUUUAAGAUAGU